AUGUCUGAUGACUUGUUCGAUAAAAAGAAAGAUGAAGCACCAAUGUUGGAUUUAUCUAAAGCUAUUAUAAAUACUGCAGAAGAGUACAGAGCAGUUUUAGACAAAGUGCCUGAUUUCAAGACCCGACCCGAAAAGGUUAGACCUGAAGAUGUGAAGAUUAAAGAAAAGGAGGAUAAUAAGACAAAGACAUCUCGGAAAGAAAUUCGUGCCUACGAAACAUUGGGAACGAGAGGGUACGAAGAGAAACACUUUACCUUUAUGGACCCUGUACCAGUGGAGAUGCGCGGCCUUAAGUUUGAAGAACUAUGUGCUGUACCUAUCGAAUGGCGAAUGCUCACUUCCGUUCGGCCUAAAUCGAAACAAGAUGAAGAAUAUUAUAACAGGUUAAUUGAAUUGGGGAAAUCCGAGCUCAAAACCAAAGCGAAAGACAAAAGAGAGUAUGCUAAAAAUACUAUGCUCAAGAAAACAAAAAAUCGUUCAGGGGUAACGGAAACAAGAAUUUUAUCGUGCCCCGAGUGCGGUGAAGAGUACUGUAACGGUAAAAUGUGCGCAAUAACAAAUUAUGACAUGUUCGCUCGUUUGAAUGUGGCUGUGGAAACUAAGGCACCGCGACCACAAGCAUUGCCUACGCAGGGUACCUCCAAGACACGUCGUCUGCGACGGCGAAUAAAGCGCAAGCCGAGGAGCAAGAGUGCUGCGCCACCCACGCGCAAAUCACAUCAUAAAUUCAGGGCUAAAAGUGAUUCGGAACUUUAA
This is a messenger RNA of Arctia plantaginis, 756 nucleotides long. The record is from the annotation of a GenBank genome assembly. NCBI's taxonomy places the organism in Eukaryota, Metazoa, Arthropoda, Insecta, Lepidoptera, Erebidae.